AUGGAGCUGCCCUAUUCAUUAGCACAGAAGCAGAGGCAGCUGCUGAAGGCAACUAACCUGGAUGACAGAUUUUUGCUGCACUUUAAUAUAAACUCCAAAUACCUGGCUGUUCAUGCGAUUGUUCUUCUGGGACAAAACAGCACCAACUUUAGCAUGGAACACACUCCCCCAGAGGCUGCCAAGCUCAAGGAAUGGUUGGAUCAGCUGAUGACAGAGAUUGUAAGCCAUGUGUGGAAGCGAAAACUGGGUCGCCAUGUGCGGGCACUGGUGCUUGAGCUGUGCUGCAACGACAAGAGCGGCAAGGAUGUUGAGGUUCCCUUAUUCAACCCAGCAUCUUUAGAUCAAGAUUGCUCUACAACCACCUCUUCAGAAUGCUCAAACCACUAUGAUGUCCAGGGAAAGCAUCAGCCAUCCUCUGCCAAUUUGGCUUCCAUUUCUGUAGUGCCUCUGUGUUUGAAGAAACACUCACCAAUAUGCAGUGCCCCAGAAAUAACACUCUGUCAGUUAACAGUAAUCAAAGUGAUGAUAACCAGAAUAUUGUCUGUCGAAACUGACUCCCAUGCAAAGGAAAAAUAUAGAGAUGUAAUUAAAAUUCUUCUAAAAUCAUCUUACAUUGAUUCUAAGUUAACAUGUAUGUUCCAAAACUCGGAUAAAUUGUUAUGUCACAUAGCUGCAAAGUGCCUUGGGCUACUUCUAUACUUCCAAUAGGAAAAGGUAACAUUGAGUAAUUCCUGGGUUGCUUUUUGCCAAAAGAAUUUCUCUGAAUACCCUGAAAACGAGAAGGCGGUAUAUUGCCUCUGGACCCUUACUGUUAUAAUAAAAGAAAUCUUUAAAGAUAUAUGUUCACAAGAAACAGAGAUUUUAAAGCAGUUCCUGACUCCUUUUGAUACUAUUUUUGAAGUUUUGUACAAUUCCUUAUUUUCUCUGCAUUUCAAAAGCUGCCAAGACACCUCUAAAAUAAUAAACAGCAUGAUAUGUUCACUGGAAUUGCUUGAACUUCUUAUAGCUUCCAGAAUCCAUCUGAAACUACAUUUCACUUGCCAGAAGAUUUGAUUUUUGAAACUUUCUUGUGUGCUAGAUGUCAUUACCUGGCCUGUUGAGGUUUUUGUCAAGAGGAAGUUCAUCAUAUUCAUCAAAAAGUGCCUUCUCUGGAAAGUGGGUGAAGACCUUUGUCAGGGAUCUGGCCCUGCCCUGAUGCCACCAGACCAGCAUUUAGAUGUAGACAUGUUGGCUUUAGCAGAUGCUGUUUUGCAAGCUGUGGAUUUGGGCUUAUUGAAGACGUUGUCUGUCCAUGGAAAACCUCCCUGCUCUGGUGGAGAUGAAGUUCAACCUGCAUGUGAGUGUGUCCAUGGUCCAGAUCACAUGAUUCUCAGAGCAGCAAGCCUACUUAUCAUUAAAUCCUUAGAAAUCAAGUUUCAAAGUUGUACUUCAGCAAAUGAAAUAAAAUGGAUCUCCAGGGUCUUCAUAGAACAAGAUGAUGACAUGCUGGAGGACCAAGCAUCACUGGGCAUCUACCUAAAGUUGACCAGACAGUGUAAAGCUACUGAAGGCUUGACCCAAGAAAAAGAAAUGUGGAACCAUCACACACAUGAAUAUGGCUACAAUCCACACUGUAUUUUCUUAUUCUUAUUGAAAAAUAUAGGAUUUGAUUCUUCAGUUCUUCUUGACUUUUCGAUUUCAUCAGAAACCUGUUUCCUCGAAUAUUUUGUAAGAUAUUUAAAAUUACUGCAAAAAGACGGGGCUAGUUUUUUCACAAUUUGCAAGUAUUUUGAUGUAACUGAACCUAAAGAUAGUAUAAAUAUUUGUGGUUGUGGCUCGUCACUUGUUCAGGACCGAAGCAGCAACCAAACUGAACUUAGCUUUUGGGCUGCUCUUGGUAGUCACAGAAAUGCCCAUGCUUUGGUCCCCUGGGCUUCUGAUGCUUCCCAGAGUCAGAGGUGA
Molecule: messenger RNA, 1941 nt
Organism: Canis lupus familiaris (dog)
Lineage: Eukaryota; Metazoa; Chordata; Mammalia; Carnivora; Canidae
Product: protein Lines homolog 1-like
Source: RefSeq, a predicted model, not a curated record